Spea bombifrons (plains spadefoot toad) is the source of this 1448-nucleotide messenger RNA. It is a transcript of the gene SOCS2, whose product is annotated as suppressor of cytokine signaling 2. NCBI's taxonomy places the organism in Eukaryota, Metazoa, Chordata, Amphibia, Anura, Pelobatidae. The record is from RefSeq and is a predicted model, not a curated record. Gene Ontology annotation, molecular function: 1-phosphatidylinositol-3-kinase regulator activity. The transcript has 3 exons. The coding region runs from base 837 to 1442 and encodes 201 amino acids. Gene Ontology annotation, biological process: phosphatidylinositol phosphate biosynthetic process; intracellular signal transduction. Gene Ontology annotation, cellular component: phosphatidylinositol 3-kinase complex.
CAUCAUUAACAGCAGCAGCCGUCACACUAACAAAAGCCGCAUUUAACUCCAGACGAGCUGCUUUCCGCCGAGGUCUCCGCUGCGGCUGCCGGCGGAUGGAUGUCACUGAGCUGGGAUGGUGCAGAGCCUUAAUUCACCUUGCGUGUCGGUGCUGCGUGCCUGUGACCGUGGAGCCAGUGCAAUGAGUGCGGAGCGCCGUGUACAUUCCCCGCAUGCUGCAUGUGCGUGUAUAUGUCUGUGAUCGCCUUUUCGGACUACUUUAUUAUUCCCAGCUGGGAGGGAUCCAGUCGAAACUCCAGAAGGAAAGCAAUGCAGUGCGUGACUCCGGAGAGGAGACAGGCUGGGCAAAGUUGGGGGCACUGUCAGGCGCCACCACGUCUCCACUACUCCAAUCUACAUCCCACUAUCCCUAUCUGAACACCGGGGAAAAGGGGUGUUAAGAAGAAGCCCAGAGCCACGAACUCCUAGCAAAACAAUCCAAUGAGAUUAGAGGAAGGGGGUUGCUCGGGGAUUUGAACCCCCCCUAGACUCAUACUUCGGGUUUAAGUCACAUCCUUGGCUGACUUUUUUUGUCCAAAUUUCUAAUAAAAGAAGGUGAUUGCGGAGCUCUGGAUUCUCCCUCAAGAGGGGGGGACAAAUCGCACGAGAUCAGAAGGAAGAACGCGCUGCCGGUAAUCGAUAUCGGGAUUGUUACGGAUCGCCCGAGAGUGUAUUCUGGAGACUGCUGUGAAUAUGUACUGUGACGGGCGAUAAAAAUCCGGGUUAUUUCCUCGCCCGGGAUCCCCUCACUCCCCACACAGGACAGUGUGGAUCUGCGGAGCUCGCAGGGCUGCCCGAUGACCCUGAGAUCGGCCGAAACGUCAGACAGCCCCAGAUCCAUACAAAGCGGCUCAGGGGAGGGGGGAUCCCCGCAUGGGACCACUGAAGCUGCCCCGGAACGGGAGGACCGCAUUGCAGUGUCCAUGGGCGAGCUCCGGAGGUCAGGUUGGUACUGGGGCAAUAUGUCUGUCAGUGAGGCAAAGGAACGACUGCAAGAUGCUCCAGAAGGGACAUUUCUGGUUAGAGACAGCUCUCACACAGACUACCUUCUGACUAUCUCUGUGAAAACAUCAGCGGGACCAACUAACUUGCGUAUUGAGUAUCGAGAAGGAAAGUUUAGAUUGGACUCUGUUGUUUGUGUGAGAUCAAGGCUGAAACAAUUCGAUAGUGUGGUUCAUCUGAUUGAAUAUUAUGUCCUCCUCUCCAAGAAUAGGAAAUUUGAGUCUGAAACUCUUCCAAACAGAACCGUCCACUUGUGGCUAGUGAAGCCGCUAUAUACACAUACUCCAUCCUUACAACAUCUCUGCAGAAUGACUGUCAACAAAUGUACAAAGAAAGUCCAAGAACUACCUUUGCCCACCAGACUGAAGGAGUAUAUCACAGAAUACCGUUACCAUGUAUAAACAAAA